Messenger RNA from Microdochium trichocladiopsis, 519 nucleotides. RefSeq lists its product as uncharacterized. NCBI's taxonomy places the organism in Eukaryota, Fungi, Ascomycota, Sordariomycetes, Xylariales, Microdochiaceae. The transcript has a single exon. The coding region runs from base 69 to 356 and encodes 95 amino acids. The record is from RefSeq and is a predicted model, not a curated record.
CCCCCUCAGACGGUCUUCGGAUUAUCUACACUCGAUACCUGUUCCAGGCAUAAUUGACUGACCUAUUCAUGAUGGCCCUUUUCGUACUCUUGUUUUAUCGAGCUGCGUCCGCCUUCCCAUUACAUGUAGCUGCCCGAAGCGACGCUAACAUCACGAUCCCCGCCGGAGCUUCGAACCACGGCGAUCCGAACCUGCUCUGCCUGCCCGCCGACUGGGACGACAUUGCCCAGUUUAUCGUUGCUAACUACGUCACCCAUGCGUUCACCACCACCAUAACCAGUGGCACCGGCAUCCUAGGCGUUGUGUAUGCCGUAGCAAAGUCCCUUCUCUUUCCGAUUGCAAGCGCCGCCUACUGAACCCGACGCCCCCCGGGUUGCCUGACAGCAAGGAUCCAGGACAGCGCCGCAGGCUAGGCCGGGUGGGCACUCUUGUGCUUGCCAAAAAUAGGUCCUGUCGGGGUCGGUGGCCUAUCACCGCCCCGGAUGUCGGACGUCAAGGGCUGACAGGCAGGGGCACUGC